Messenger RNA from Caenorhabditis remanei, 1827 nucleotides. RefSeq lists its product as uncharacterized. Gene Ontology annotation, molecular function: protein binding. Lineage: Eukaryota; Metazoa; Nematoda; Chromadorea; Rhabditida; Rhabditidae. The record is from RefSeq and is a predicted model, not a curated record. Bases 1 to 1827 code for a protein of 608 amino acids. Gene Ontology annotation, cellular component: Cul2-RING ubiquitin ligase complex. The transcript has 7 exons.
AUGGAAUCACUCCAAACAACUUGUAUACCAGUGCUGGUAAAUCUUAUUGAAGAAUCGAAAUUCAAAGGCUAUGCAGAACUAAUCGAUGGCUUGCCAAGCGGUGAAAAGUAUAAAUAUCAAAUUCCUCCGGAGCCGAGCAAUAGAAUCUUUGAGAUUCUUACCAAGGGACCUCUUCGAUUCUCAUCUGAGACAGCGAACGAGAUUUCGAAAGUUUUCAACGUGACGAAAGUGACACUGACAUCUCCAAUUGUUAAUGAUGCUUCCAUUGAUCUUCUGCGAUCGUUCAAUUUGGUAGAGCUUAAGUUAUUGAAUCUGAAGGAAGAGAAUACAAGGGAACGCAGUUGCCGAUAUUCCCAGCGUGCUAAGAAAUCUUUCUUCGACAUCAUCGCUGCUCUUGACUCGAUUUUGAAUUCAAAAAGCUGCAAAAGCUUACGCGUUUUGAAAAUCGAUGGAGAUCAAACAGAAUUUAACAGGGAUUGGAUUGACCAGAUAGCAAACGUGCUCGGCCCAGUUCUCCAACAACUCAACAUCAGCUCUUGUACUUUACCUCCGAAUCCAUUCAGAACGGUCUUCAAUCGCUUUCCGAACCUCACCGAACUUGAUGUGUCUUAUUCAAACUUCUCAUCGAUUCAGGGAUUAUUUCGAUUGAAAAAUCUGGAGAAACUGUCGCUUGCUGGCAUACCACUAGGCAACCAAGAUAUGAGGGAACUCUUCAAACUGAGAAAAGGGCAAUUCUUAAAUCUGUCCGACAUCAAUAGGGGUCCCAGUAUACGUUCCGUCGAAUAUUCGUUUCAAGAAGAGUCACCUCUUCCCGAGUUGAAAUUUUUGGACAUUUCGGGAAUUGGACACGAUUUAGAGAUGGCUCAAAUAGGGAGAUUGGUUGAAGUUUAUCCGAAGUUGGAAACAAUUGGAUUGCUUGAUUACCACUUCUACGACAAUAUUGCGAUCCCAGGUGUCAAACUGCUUCAGAAUGGUACUCUCGAGCAAUGUUGUGACUCUAUCGACUAUUACCUGAAUAACUGGGGAUUCCAAAAUGAAACUAUCGCCAGGAUAAUCGAUAGAAUGGAAGAGGAGAUCAGAUGGGCAGAUGAUGAUCCUUUUCCUGAAGCAGUGAUGGUCCAAUGUCUAGGAAAAAUAAUUGAACUCAUAGAUCAUGGAGCGACAUUCAAAGACAUUGAAGAGCCACUUGAUACCUUGCCACAGUUUUUCAGCGAAUGCUAUCUUCAAGGAAUCACCCCUUCUCAACGCCUGUCUCUAGCCAGAUAUCUAUUGGCACAGCAACCACGUGAUAAAUGGACUUGGGAUUAUUCCAGUCUGUUCCAGCGAUGCUUCACUAGCGAAGCCUUUCUUGCCACACCUCAUAUCAAUUACAGUAUGGUCUGUAACAAAACGAUUGAUUACGUUUUUCAAGAAGUCUCAAAGGGAGACUACGAUAGACGAGAGGCCCAUCGAAUGAGAGACUCCUAUAGACAGUAUGCCCUUCAAAGGGGAUCAUCGAUAUUAAGCAAAUGUUUGUGCAAGAUGUCUAGAAAUGAUGAGACUUUUCGACAGAAGAGAUUCGAUUGCCUCUUUAACUACCUGAUGACUAGCUCUGACGACUAUUCUCGUCUAGACGUUGUAACCAUCCUUGUUCAUCUCUUCUCAUUCUCCACUAAUCAAAGCAUGACUGAAGAUGAAAAAUCCAAUCUGACGACUGAAAUCAUGUAUUGCAUUCACGGAUACAGACGAGAUAGUUCCAAUCACAUUCGGAAUUUUCAGCGUUUUAUGCAAACAAAUUGCACGUCAUCUGAAGUAAAGAAUUGGAUUGAUCGAGUCAUGAGGAUGUGA